This is a messenger RNA of Aspergillus udagawae, 1620 nucleotides long. RefSeq names its product DEAD-box ATP-dependent RNA helicase DBP2. The coding region runs from base 1 to 1620 and encodes 539 amino acids. The record is from RefSeq and is a predicted model, not a curated record. Gene Ontology annotation, biological process: rRNA processing. The transcript is spliced from 6 exons. Lineage: Eukaryota; Fungi; Ascomycota; Eurotiomycetes; Eurotiales; Aspergillaceae. Gene Ontology annotation, molecular function: ATP binding; RNA helicase activity; RNA binding. Gene Ontology annotation, cellular component: ribonucleoprotein complex; cytoplasm; nucleus.
AUGUCUUCUUACGGUGGCGGUUAUCAGCGCGAGUCGCGCGGCGAUUCUUAUCGCUCUAGAGGUGGUCACGGUGGCGGUUAUCAAAAUGGCAACGGCUACUCUGGCGGUGGUGGCUAUGGCGGUGGCUAUGGUCGCGGUGGAGGAGCCGCUGGUGGUGACCGCAUGUCGAACCUGGGCGCUGGCUUGAAGAAGCAAGAUUGGGAUUUGGACUCCCUUCCCAAGUUCGAAAAGUCAUUCUAUAAGGAACAUCCCGAUGUUGCCGCUCGCUCUGAGCGCGAGGUCGAGGAAUUCCGCAAGAAGCACGAGAUGACUGUGCAGGGACGCAAUGUGCCUCGUCCCGUCGAGAAUUUCGACGAGGCCGGGUUCCCCCAGUACGUCCUGAGUGAGGUCAAGGCUGAAGGCUUCGAGCGUCCCACUGCCAUCCAGUCGCAGGGUUGGCCUAUGGCGCUUUCUGGUCGCGAUGUCGUCGGUAUCGCCGAGACUGGUUCCGGAAAGACUCUCACCUACUGUCUCCCUGCCAUUGUUCACAUCAACGCUCAGCCUCUCCUCGCUCCUGGCGAUGGUCCCAUUGUCCUCAUCCUCGCUCCUACUCGUGAGCUUGCUGUUCAGAUCCAGACCGAAAUUAGCAAGUUUGGAAAGUCCUCCCGGAUCCGCAACACUUGUGUCUAUGGUGGUGUUCCCAAGGGUCCUCAGAUCCGUGAUCUGAGCCGGGGUGUCGAAGUCUGCAUUGCAACCCCUGGUCGUCUGAUCGACAUGCUGGAAGCUGGCCGGACCAACCUCCGCCGUGUCACUUACCUCGUUCUUGACGAAGCUGAUCGCAUGCUGGACAUGGGUUUCGAACCUCAAAUUCGCAAAAUCAUUUCUCAGAUUCGUCCUGACCGACAGACCUGCAUGUGGUCCGCCACUUGGCCCAAGGAAGUCCGUCAGCUCGCUACUGACUUCCUGAACGACUACAUCCAGGUGAACAUCGGUUCCAUGGACUUGUCUGCUAACCACAGAAUUACUCAAAUUGUCGAGGUCGUGUCCGACUUCGAGAAGCGCGACAAAAUGAUCAAGCACCUCGAGAAAAUCAUGGAAAACCGUGGCAACAAGUGUCUCAUUUUCACCGGCACUAAGCGCAUUGCUGAUGAGAUUACCCGAUUCCUCCGCCAGGACGGGUGGCCCGCCCUUUCUAUCCACGGCGACAAGCAGCAACAAGAAAGAGAUUGGGUCUUGAACGAAUUCAAGGCGGGCAAGAGCCCAAUCAUGGUGGCCACUGAUGUGGCUUCCCGUGGUAUUGAUGUUCGCGACAUCACUCAUGUGCUGAACUAUGACUAUCCCAAUAACUCGGAGGACUACAUUCACCGUAUUGGUCGAACUGGUCGUGCUGGUGCGAAGGGAACUGCCAUUACCUUCUUCACCACUGAAAACUCCAAGCAGGCUCGUGACUUGGUUACUAUCCUCACUGAGGCCAAGCAGCAGAUUGACCCCCGUCUCGCUGAGAUGGUUCGCUACAGCGGUGGCGGUGGCCAUGGUCACGGUGGUUACGGCCGGUGGGGUGGCCGCGGUGGUGGUCGUGGUCGUGGUGGUAGCUAUACCGCUUCCAACGCUGCCCCGCUUGGCAACGCUCGCCGUUGGUAA